Dermacentor silvarum is the source of this 4594-nucleotide messenger RNA. RefSeq names its product multidrug resistance-associated protein 1-like. The transcript has 27 exons. The coding region runs from base 165 to 4499 and encodes 1444 amino acids. Gene Ontology annotation, cellular component: membrane. NCBI's taxonomy places the organism in Eukaryota, Metazoa, Arthropoda, Arachnida, Ixodida, Ixodidae. Gene Ontology annotation, molecular function: ATP binding; ATP hydrolysis activity; ABC-type transporter activity. The record is from RefSeq and is a predicted model, not a curated record. Gene Ontology annotation, biological process: transmembrane transport.
AACUCCACGGACUAGAUGUGCUCUUUAAAUACGUAGAAAUUGUCCUGUUUUGUGCCAGUGCAUUUUUCAAGAGGCCUUCUAAUCCGUUCACCCGUGACACAGAAUAUUGUCGAUGCUAUUAUUGAACAGCUGGCUACAGUGCGUUCAGGACGUGCAAAAACACAAUGGCAUUUCUGAACAUAGCCCAAGCUCUGAAAUUGGCAGCGUUAGGAUGCAGUUUUUUGGCUGGUGUGGAACUCAUCAAGCCAGGCUCAACACAGUCACGAAAGGUUCUAUUGUUUACUCUCAUGGACAUUGCAUACUUGGUAUCAUGUGCUGGGACGUGUUCUGCAUUUAUACUCGAAAUAUAUUACGCUUUGUGCAACGAGACCGCAGGCAUUAGCUGGACUGAAAAACAAAUCUUUGACGUCGUCUUCAUCUUACUGUUCUGCGUCACAAUCGUGCUGUUGUGUGUCAUAUUUAUUCAGCAACGACUCAGCGGCGCAUGCGCUCCAGGUAUUAUAUGCAUUGUUCACGGCAUGAUUCUUUCAACAAUGAUAAGUGAUAUUUUGGAGGCAAUCGAAUAUGAACACUCCUACAGGCUAUCUGAAAGUAUUUUCCGCAUUCAUUCUGCGAAGAACGGAACUGUGUUGAUAUGCAGCACGUUCAUGGCUUUUGGAAACUUUUUGUUGUCUGGCUUCGCCUACUUGCCACAGGAUAAAUGGAGUCCCAAGCGUAAAAAACGUCAGGACUUGGACAGUUGCUCGCCGUUUUCUAAAGUGGUUGUCAGUAUCGUUUACAAGCACAUCAGAAACACUCUUUUUCGAUCAAGAGUUGUCAUAGAGGACAUCCCCAGGCUCGCUCGGCGCUUUCGCUGCAGCCCACGCCGCGAAAACGACUGCCAGAAAUUUAUCAAAAAAACCCAAAGCAUCAGCACCCCGUACCGUUUCUACUGCUUGGUGCUAAGGCACACCUGGACGGAACUUUUCUGGUCUAGUGCUUUGACGCUUCUCUACUAUUCAUCGCUUCUGCUGCGGAUUCCGCUGUUUGCCGGCCUACUGGCAGGUGCAAGCGACUUCUCCUUCUAUCAAUCUAUUACCCUCCUGUCUGUGUCAUGCAUCGCUGAAUGCCUCGUGUCAAGCAUGCAGGCUUACUCUAUUGUACAAAACCAACUGAAGGCUCAGCUUUUGCUUCAGACUGCCGUGUUUAAGAAGGUUACGUGCCUGUCAGCCACUGCCAUUUCCGAGAAUCCUGCAGGUCACGUUACUUCGCUAUUAGCCGCCGACAGCUGGCAAGUUGCAGUGUCUAUUUAUUAUCUGCCCAACACUCUGAUGGGCGUUUUGUGUGUACUCAUUGCGCUGGGUGUGCUUGGUGUGCGCAUGGGGUUCACGCCGGCAUGUGCCUGUUUCCUGUGGCUGGUCGUCAUCGCAAGCGCAUCGUUGUCUAUGGAACCAUUGCUUGACAAGUACUGCAAUAUCCUUUACAAGUACCGAGAUGAGCGACUGAAGAAGUUCAAUGAUUUUCUGUCCGUCUUUCGCCUGGUGAAGAUGUCUGCGCUGGAAGACGUUUUUCGAACUAAGCUCCUUGAACUCCGACUGAAGGAGGUAGGCCAAGCGUACCGCGUCAACGUACUGGACAGCCUUCUGGAGACACUCAUUAGUGCAUCUACAUCAGUGAUGAUCAUUCUUGCUUUUGCAAUCGUUACGUUCAUGAACCCGGAGAAAAUAUUUAGCCCAGCCACGAUAUACUCAUGUAUGUACAUCUUGACACUAAUGGAUGCUUUCACAACUACAAUGGCCCACGCUGUCAGGCUGAAGAGCCCGGUUUUUCGCAGUUGUCGAAGACUCAUGUCAUUUUUUGCUGAUGAAGAAUGGAAUGCUGCAGCAACGGAAAGCACUGGAGUCUGUGAAGCAGCCACGGGAGAAGUCACUUUGAGUGACUGCUCCUUCGCAUGGGCAAAGGAAGGCUCCAAGGUGGAUCUUCCGGUUCUUCAGAAUAUCAGCGUCAAAGUGAGCAAUGGCUCUAUUGUGGGCAUCGUUGGUUCUGUAGGGAGCGGAAAGUCUUCGCUUUUGUCUGCUGUCUCCGGCGACAUGAGACGCCUGAGAGGCUCCGCAGCGAUUAGAGGUACACUCGGUGUUGUGUGUCAGAGACCUCAUGUGUUCAACAUGACCAUUAGGGACAACAUAACCUUCGGCAGCAAGGUCGAUGAGUCGUACUACUGGAAAGUGCUGGAAGCCUGUCAAAUGAUUCCUGACAUCGAGAGACUUCCGGCUGGUGACUUGGCUGAAGCAGGAGAGAAGGGUGAAAUGCUCAGUGGAGGUCAGAAACAACGAGUAGCUUUAGCCCGGGCAGUCUACUCAAGGAGCGACAUUUACCUCCUGGAUGAUCCUACCAGCUCUCAAGAUGCCCGGGUAGCUCGCAGUAUCCUUGAGCGAGUCAUUGGGCCACAUGGUCUACUCGGAACAAAGACACGCCUCUUUGUAACCAACAACACGUGGCUACCGUUCAGUCCCGAUCAGUGGGUGCUGAUGCACGACAGGACCGCAGUGCUGUUUGAAGAUCUGAACCAGCUGAAGCAGCACUCGGGGGCGCCAACGGAAUUGUUCAAAGAACCGAACGGUAAACGAGUCGGCCAAAUCGAACCGAAAGAAAGGAAGGACGACGCACAAACGGUGACAGACAAGGAAGCAGUAAGGGUUGUUAAAGAAGAGGGAUUGUCUUCAAAUAAGGGUGUACUGGAAAUUUGCAUAGCGUACAUCAAAUACUCAGGCCCUUGCACAGUGCUGGCAUUGCUGUGUUUUGUGUCCAGCGCGGCGUUUACGGCCGGGCAGCUUGUCUGCAUCAGAGCAUGGGCGGCACUCAAGACCCAUGAAAAUAAUAUGAGCCACUCCAGCCGAGACAUAAUUGCCUGGCUUGCAUUGACCUGCAUAGGAGAUGUACUCUCCCGACUGUUCGGCGGAAUUCUGCUCGCUCGAGGAACUCGGCACUGCUCUCUGAGCCUCCAUGACAACAUGCUUGGUCACGUAGCCAACAGUCCGCUGUCGUUUUUCGACGCCACGCCACGCGGAAGACUACUGAACCGCUUUUCCGUAGAUUUGGAAAUGAACGACAGCCGUGCGUUCGUCGCGCUGAAGCAGCUGUACCAGACUAUGCUGGGCGUUGUUGCACGGCUCGCCGUCAUGGGAACGCAGGCGCUUAUCGUUUUUGCCCUGGCCUGCGGUGCAGAGAUUGUACUCGUCUUCAUAUUACGCCACGUCGUCGCUGCGAUUACUCUCGGCAGGCAAUACGAGAGUACAAGACUCUCCAGGCUCCUGCAGCACCUCGCGGAGACUCUGGACUCUGUGGGGAUGAUUCGCUGCUACCGGGUCAUGGACAAAUUUCGUGCCCGAUUCAGGCGACUCAUGAACGACUACAUAGAAGCCUUCAACGCAUUCGUUCUUUCGUACUCCUUCACCCGCCUCAUCUUCACAUGUUUCGGCGUGCUUGUUAUUUUCCUCGCUGUGGUCCUCGUUGUGGUGCCCAAUCAAGGGGACCAAGAAUCUGCAGCCACAGUUGGUCUAUCGCUUCUAUCGGCUUUGACGGUACCAUUUGCCAUGGCGGGUGUUUUCAUGGUCUUGUUUUGGGGUGUUCUGGGGUUUGUGGCGCUGGAACGUGCACUGGAAUACACGGAUUUGCCUAUUGAAGAGGAUACUUUACGUGGAAUAGAGUCCCCUUCUGAUCAAGUAAACAUGAUGAACCCACGUAUUUUCCUGGAGCCCUACGACGGUUUGUGGCCCAGUCAGGGUGUCGUGAAAUUUGAACACUUCAGUGCAUCCUACCGGCCUGGCGUUGUAGAAGAUACUCUAAAGGACAUCUGCUUCGUGGCAAACGCCGGAGAGAAGGUAGCUGUCGUGGGAAGGACAGGCGCUGGAAAGUCUUCACUUGUGCUAGCGCUUUUGCGGAUGAUUCAACGGACAUCCGGUGCCAUCACCAUUGACGGCACAGAUAUCUGCGAUGUGUCACUUAAGAGGUUGCGCUCGGCUAUAGCAAUCAUACCACAGGAUCCAUCCCUGUUCUGCGGUACUCUGCGCGAGAAUUUGGACCCUCAAGGUGGCAAGCCUGAUUCAGAGCUUUGGGAUGCCUUGCAGAAAGUGGGGCUUGAGGAAUUCACGAGAAGCAGCUCGGGCGGCCUCUCCUUUUUAAUAGCUGAAAAGGCAGAAAACCUAAGUGCCGGCCAGAGACAGCUGGUGUCAUUUGCUCGGGCGUUGCUUCGAGGCACGAAGAUUCUUGUGCUCGAUGAAGCCACUUCACAGAUGGACCAGGAAACAGAUCGCCGAGUGCAGACGACUCUUCGGGAAAGCUUCUCGCAUUGUACACUAAUCACCAUAGCACACCGCAUCGACACCAUCCUCGAUUAUGACAGAGUCGUCGUCAUGGGAGAUGGCAGAGUGAUAGAAUGUGGACGGAUACAUGAUCUCCUGGCUGACCGAGGCUCCACCUUUCACAGCAUGGCCGUUGGUGCUGGAAUACCGCUGGAGUAAUGAUCAGCAUUUUGCUUGAGGAAGCAAACACUGCCAACUGGUAACUGACCAUUGUAUGAUAGCACUAUAAUAAAAUCACAUCAUCUACCCUUCAA